CGUAUCGUUUUGGGAACGAAAAUGUAGCAGACAAGCAUUAUGCAUGUUGUGUAACAGACAAACUAGUGUUAAUGUUAUUUAAUCGACCAGUUAUUCAACAUAAGGCCUACACAUUACUUCCCGGCUCCUGUGGAAUGACACAACACCGUUGCGAACUAGAAAUGGUGAAUUCUUCGAGAGUGCAGUGUCGCCUGCAAGGCUGCACCUGUGGAGGCACAGUGACGGUCUGGUGACAGGCUACCUUUUCUACCAUGCCUACCUCCAUGACCCCCUCUAUGGUCCAACUGUAUAAAUUGGAAAGAAUUCCCCAUUGGAUCAUGCCUCCCAUCCCCAGGACAUUGGAGUUUGACAGGUCAGGCUGAUGAAGGGAACUGCUUUGAGUACUGUUUGCCUACAAACAAGCCGCAGUGAGCUGUUGCGAAGUAUGGCGUCAUCUGUAGCCAGCUUCCGAAUAGGUGCUUGCAUUCUUGCAAAAUCCAACUUGCGCCAAUUUGGCAAAGCUUCUGUCUGUGUAAGGUGUCUGCACGUCGUGAAAGACUCUGCAGGGAAUGUCAAGAGCAAAUCAUCAGUGUCAACACAAACUGUCACACGCCAGGCAGGUAUGCACUCAAAGGUCCUGAGAAAUACUACAAGAAAGAUUCCUGGGCAUAGUUGUCAAGCAGCCGUGGAGCGAUUCCGAGGAACACUGCCAGCGGAUGCCCUGCUUGAUGAGAUCUCAUCAACCACCGACCCCACUGAGGUUCUGAAUCUCACGGGUCGUCACCGUGCCCGUCUGACCCAUGUCCACAUUUUCCAUGCCUUCCACCACAUCUGGCAGCUUGCCAAGCUCCAUGAUGGGCCAUAUCUGACCUGCUUUCUUGACGCAGUCCGUCGCCACCCAGAAUUUGAUGCCUUGUGCGUUUUGGCGGAAAACAAGCUGAACGAUGUGGAUGGCAAGCUGUUGGUGGACACCCUCUAUGCGGCACUGAGGCUCACUCCGGAGGUGCACCACCCCUUGGUGCGAGAGUUGAGAACGGAGCUAAACCACCGGCUUGACGAGCUGGAGACGAACGCAUUGUCCAAACUUGCUGUCAGCCUCGGUGACAUGAAUGACAAUCGCAGCCCCAUGUUCUGUGCCACAGUGCGACUGUUCAGCGACAAGCUGCACACAGUGGACAGCAUCCGGGAGCUUUCGGCUUGGAUGCGGGAGGCAAUCCACCUGGUGUCUCCUCCCAACCGGCAAGCUGUCUUCCAGAGGGCUAGCCAGCUCCUCGCAGAAGCUAACCCCAUGGAUAUUGGAGACAACAGCAUCAGGAGAAUUAUCCACACCAUGGCACGGUCGCGCAGUGUCAGUCAGCCACUGUUAAACCAGUGUGCCCAACUCUUAAUGGAGAUGAUGGAGAGUAUCCCACUCAAGGAGCUCUGCAUGGUACAGUCCAUGCUGCGAUGCCUCAAUUAUGAAAACAAAGAGCUCCAGGAUGCCGUCCACAAGACAAUUAUUAAAAAACUACCAGCCUGCCAUGAUCCAGAAGACCUGGCCUAUGCUAUUGAGAGCAUCGGCAGUGUAGCCUCAGCCGAUAUCAAACUCCUUCUGGCAGACAAAGCGGAGGAGGUGGCUUCAGUACUCACUCCUAGUGCCAUCAGCCGCAUGUCUGCUGGACUGCGCCUGAUGGGGUACCGGAACCACCAGACGCCCCUGGUGCAGAAACUGGUGAGGAGGAUCAAAGCAGAGAGCAGCAGCCUUCAGGUGGAUGGCUUGGCCGACAUCGUCGGGUUCCUGGUUCGCCUGGACAGCCCCGAUCCGGAGGUCUUCACCAUCAUCCAGGAGAGGCUCCUGGAGAUCCUGGGCUUUGCUUUCUCCCCGAGCCGGGUGCUGACGGUUGUUGCCACACUCGCCCAGCUGCCAACCUUGGACUUGCUGGACUGCACCGUCCCCAAGCGAGUCCGGGCCAUGAUGCCCCAGCUGAACAUUGCUGGCAUCAAUUACAUGCUCCAGGCCACCAGCAAGAUUGCCCGCAAGUUAGACAAGUCAAAGUUGGGCACACUCAGCCAGGAGGUUGUUGAAUUAAGACAGGAGUUGUUUGAGAGAGCACAAGCGUCAAUUGACCAGAUCACAAGCAUCUACUACCUCAACAACAUUGUGGACAUCGUUCUUAGGGACGACGGGCAUGUCCUAGUCCUGGACGCUGCCAUGAAGCAGUUCACCAACGUCCUGCACCGCAUGACCCCCCAGUUGGCUGUGGACUGUGCCCGGAACCUAUUCAGGGCCAGGUACCUCCAGCGGGAUCUGAUGGACAAGAUUGCCCAGGUGGCCACCCAGAAGAUGAACAAGAUCACACCGAUGCAGGUCUUGUACAUCCUGAGUCCCUUUUGUUCGCUCAACUACCUGCCUCCCAACGCCCCAGCCUUCUUCCAGGCAUGCGUGGCCCGCUGCCAACCCUUCCUGGACAGUCUGCCCACGGGCUACCUGGUGGACCUGACCCACAUCCUCACCUUCCUGCAGCAGUUCCCUGAGCCUUUCAUCCGGCACAUCUUCAGUCUGGACUUCCUGACCAAGCUGGACGAAGAGUUGGAAACCAUCCCGGACCGUAGCAUGAUGUACCGUCGAAAGCUGAUGUACCUAAACCGCACGGUUGCCCUGGAGUGUCCAGAACUGCAAGUGCCCUGGUUCCAUGAACAGUUCAGCCAAGACCUUCUCAAGAAACGUUCUUUAACAAUGGACUCAUCGCUGAUGUCGAUACAGAGCUCCCUGGUUGAGGUGUUGGGCGGCCCGCAGUAUCUCCGAUCCUUUGUCGUGUCGCCGUACUACUACGAUAUCUCCUUUGAGUGUGUAUUGGACAGCGAUGGCCACCCCCUGGCCUGCGCCGACUAUGGCAGUGUCCUCAACCGCUCCGAGGGCAAGGUGGCUGGCACCAUGCUAGCCGAUCUGAUGCAGUGGGGAACCCAGACUAAGCAGCUGCCGCAGGGUGCACAGAGGGUUGCUAUUGACUUUUUGCCAAGCGCUCUGUUCUGCAUCAACUCCAGACACACCCUGGGCAUGGUGGCCCUGAAACAAAGACACUUGGAGCUCAUGGGGUACAGAUACGUCCAGAUCCCCCACUUUGUGUGGAGCUCCCAGGUGCUGGCCGAACACGAGGAGCGUAUUGAAUACCUGCGGUGGCUCAUCUUCAGUCCCAGCAAGGGACUGGAAGAACAGCGGCCGGCGGCAGCGGCAGCGAAGAACACAGGGGUUGGCCUGAGUGGGGUAUUGACGGACAAGGUCCGGCCCAAGCUGCCCAAGAACCUGGGCAUCCAAGAGGAGGGGCUACUGGAGGACGAGAUGGUGCUGAAGGUCCUCAACACCUUUGACACCAUCCGAUGAGGAUCAUGUCCACCCCCCCGGCUGGCGCAUUGCAGCAUUGCUCUUGGGGACAAAGUAACAGGACAAGCGCGCGGGCUCAUUUUCAAAAUGUUGUUCUCAGAAUUACAUUCUUUAUUUGAUAAGUAUAAAAACUCUGUAACUUAAAAACUGUUUUCCCUAAGGCCCUGGGGAAGACGACAAUGAAGGACAUUCAUUCUUAAGAGUUUGAGGAAAAAACCCUUAACAAAACACUUUGAAAUUCUAUAAAGCUUUUAUAUGAAUUCAGUUUACCAUUAUAUCAUUUGGCUAUAUUCCCUGAUAGUCUUCCUUGGUCUUAAACAUUAGCAUGAGCUCUACAGCAGUUAUACCGAACUUCCAAUCCUGGCGUAGGUCAGUGUAAAUACAAGUGUUUACAGUACAUUUAUCUUCCCGAAGCGAAUUUUUUCUUGAGGGGCACAGUUGAAAUUCAUAAAAUGUUUGAAAUACACACAGGAAAAAGUAUUUUUUCAGUUUCCUUUGUAGUUAACUUGCCUUUCUGGACUGUGAAGUUAUGCCAAUAAAAUUACAAAAAAUUGUUGAA
This is a messenger RNA of Acanthaster planci (crown-of-thorns starfish), 3899 nucleotides long. RefSeq names its product FAST kinase domain-containing protein 1, mitochondrial-like. Gene Ontology annotation, molecular function: RNA binding. Lineage: Eukaryota; Metazoa; Echinodermata; Asteroidea; Valvatida; Acanthasteridae. The record is from RefSeq and is a predicted model, not a curated record. Gene Ontology annotation, biological process: regulation of mitochondrial mRNA stability; mitochondrial RNA processing. Gene Ontology annotation, cellular component: mitochondrial matrix; ribonucleoprotein granule.